Messenger RNA from Aphidius gifuensis, 3006 nucleotides. RefSeq lists its product as uncharacterized. The record is from RefSeq and is a predicted model, not a curated record. NCBI's taxonomy places the organism in Eukaryota, Metazoa, Arthropoda, Insecta, Hymenoptera, Braconidae. The coding region runs from base 575 to 2473 and encodes 632 amino acids. The transcript has 2 exons.
UUCUUGUUCGCGCAUGCCUCAAUGUAUACAGAUCAAAAACAUUGGCAGGCUUUAUCAAAUAUGUCUAUAAAUUUAUUAUACAUAUAAUUACUGUGCACAGUGUGUAGAAAAAAUUUAUAUUUAUCUCCAAUGAGAAAAAUAUUGUGAGGAUCUCAAAGUGUCGAUCUUUAUAUACGUUGUUGCGCGACAUACUUAUAUACGUCAUAUAUGAAAUUGUUUUAAUUCAAAUUUAAUACAAUUUAAUUAGAGAAUCAAAUAAUUAUAACAACAUUUUUACAUUUUGUUCUAUACUCUACGGGAUGAUAUUAAAAUAUAUAUGAAUAUAUACGAAUUUGUAUAAUAUUAUUUUCUCUCAUAUAUUACAUGAACAAACAAACUAUAUGCAAAUAAAUAAUCAAUAAUGUGAAAAAGGCUUGAAUUCAUCAAGGGAUUACGCAGUUUAAAAAUUAACUCAACACAACAAAGAAUCAUAUAUAAAAAUAUAAAACUUGAUUAGACAUUUAAUGGCCAAAAAAAUAUAAAUUGCUUUUUGGUCAUCAUUUAAUGUCGAUAAUUGUAUUUUACAGUCAUCAAAAUGUAUCUCAUCAACGUGGGAUUGUUACUUUUUAUAGUGACAACAAUUGAAUUAAUUUCUUGUACAGAAUUGGAUUCAAAAAAUUUAAAAUAUCGAAAAGCAAGUAAUGAUGGACUCAUUGAUGUAUCAACAAAAAGUGAAGUAAUCAAGAAUAAAAAUUUAUUACAAGCUUGUCUUAAUGAUUAUGUCACCUCUCACUUGAAAAAACAGCCAAAAAUCAUUACAGCUAUUUUAACUAAACACAUAACAAUAUCAAAUAUUUACUUGGAAGAAUUACAAAAGAUUCGGUCAACAUUUGUUUUAACUGAAAACUACAAUGUUAAAAAUAAUAUGCAAAAAACAAGAAUGGAUAUUUUUAUUUUAUUGAGAGACCAUAAUGAUCUUGAUGAUUUACAAAUAAAAAUUCAUAAUAUUGGUAGUCGUGGAUCUACAUAUACAGUAUUAUUGGUUAAUCAUUUUAAAAAUAAAAAAUUAUUCAUCAAAGAAUCAAAUUUAUUGACCAAAUUAUUAUGGACUAAAAAAAUAGCAAAUAUUGUUAUAAUUGGUUUUGUUGAAAAUUAUUAUCUAGCAAUGGAAAGUAAUGAAUUUAAACCAAAGAUACUCAGAGAACCAAUGGAUCCAGUGAUUGUUGGCCAAUGUCGAAAUAGAAAAUGGAUAAUAAAUAAUACGUUAUUUAGACCAAUGAAAAUGAAUAAUUGUUCUGUAAAUGUUGGCUAUUUGAAUAAUCAACCGUACAUGUACACUGUCAAACGAAAUAAUAAGUAUGAAUAUAAAGGUAUUGAUUUAUCGAUAUUACGAGUUGUCGCAAGUUAUCUAAAUUUUACAAUUAAAUUAUCAGAAAUCCCAGCAACUAAAAAUGAUACAAUACCACAAAGAAUUGUUAAUUCAUUAAGCAGCAAAAGAUCCUAUGAUCUUGUUAUUGGUGGUAUUCCUUGGCAACAAUCAAUUGAUAUUGAUUACACAAUUCCUUAUGAUGUUGUAAAACUUGUUUGGCUUGUACCAGUCAAGUCUCAAGAAAAAUUACCUCUAGCACUUCCUAACACAAAGGAAUUGAUAGUACUAAUUGCUGUUUUAUUAUUUCCAGUAAUUGUCAAGUUUAUAUUAUUUCAUGAAAUAUCAUUUUUAGAUAUAUUUGCUAUUUUCAUUGGUGUAGCAUGCAAUAAACAACCAGUCAGAGUUUCAUACAGAAUAAUUUUCAUGUUAUGGUUUAUCAUCGGUUUUAUAAUAGUACAACUAUCUUCAAUAUCAUUGGUAGGAAAAAUGUUAACUAUACCUACUUAUAAAAACAAUACAAUAGACGCUUUAAUUAAAUCAGGAAUAAAAUUUAGUGGUUCAAAGGAUACAAAAAAUUUAUACAUUGGAAAUAUAACAUUUGACAAUGAUCCGAGUAAACUUAUUUACAAAGCAUUUGAAAAUUUCAUCGAAUUUGAAAGUAUUGAGUAUGAAAAAAAAUUCCAAGAUUUAAUUAAUGGUGAAGAUAAAUCAAUGGCAUUAUUGGCGGUAAUAAAUACUCCAACAGUAAAUAAGAAAUUUAAUCCUUUUUAUGUACGUGUAUUACCAGAAGCUAUAAAAGCUCUUCCACUUAGUUUUGCAGUAUGGCAUGGCUUACCAUAUGUCAAUGAUAUUGAUAUUAUUCUACAAAGACUUAUAAGAAGUGGUAUUAUUAAACAUUUUAAUAAUAUCGAAACAAAAAGUUACUAUCAUGAUAUUAAACACCACCACAGUCGGAUAAAGUUAGAAGAUCUUUCACCAGCUUUUUUAAUACUUGGUAUUGGUCUUACAAUUAGCUUCAUAACUUUAAUUUUAGAAAUUAUAAAUUUUCGAACAAAGAUAUUUGAUCGCAUUUAUAUUUUUUAUCUUAAAUUUGCUCGCCAAGUUCGUUUUGUGCUUCAACUAUAAUAAUAAUAAUAAUAAUGAUAUACUUUUAAAAAUGUAUUGUCGUUUUAUUGAACAAAUCUCAUUAUCCAGAUUUUUUAAUAUGAUAUUUAAAUAUGAUAUGAUAUGGAGAUUUUAUUGUGUGUGAUAUAAAUUUUGUUGACCUUAAAUAAUGCAACUCAUUAUUGAUAAUAAAUAAAUAAAUUUAUUUAACUGAACAAGCACAAAUAAGAAAAAUGAGAUGUUCAACUAUUGUGUGUAGAAUUAUUUGGGUUGCUAAAAUUAUAAUAUUAUCAAUUGUUGUCAAUAUUUUUUAACACAUAAGAGAUUGAUUAAUAUUUUGUACCAUGAAUUUUAAAGCACCAUGUAAAGAUUUUAUAUUUACGAAAAAAAAAAUUUGUUUUGUGAAAAUAUCUAUAGAUAUAAAUCAAAUUUGAAACAUAUUUGAACUAAAAUUGUAUUUUAUGUAAUUGAUGCGUUAUAAAUGAAAUAAUAAAUGAAAAAUAAAGAAAAUGAUUAUUUAACAAUCGAAAAAAAAAAAAAAAAAAAAAUAUAGU